UCCUCGUAUGCAGACAGGAAUCGCUGCUGAGAUACUACCGGGUUACAGGAGCCGCCAGCCGUGUGUGCAAAGGGCAAAAGUUGAAGAUAAAGCAGAUAGACAGAAUCUGAUUUCGAAUACAACUGACUGAAAGAGAGGUCGGGCGUGACGUUAGAGACCGCUCUGUGCUUCCCCAAAUUUGCACAGUGUCACAAACAAGCCCAAAAAUAGCGGGCGUUGACACGGAAGAUUGGACAUUGUGGCUAGUAACUAGCUAGCUGCUGGUCUUGUGUGCAGUCAAAUGCAAAACAAAGAUUAGUUCCAGACACAAAAAUAAGGUAAAAAAAAAAAUGCAUACGUUCGAAGAGAAAGCGUGACAUGCACAGAAUGCUCCUGAAAUGCAGCAUUGGGCACGAAUGCAACACCAAUUUAGCGAUGUGUGCGUCUUUCGAUGCAUCUCUGAACAUUCGAUGCACACGGAUUAUUGCUUAAAAUGAAAAUAGUACUUGAAACCCAAUCGUGUGAUACAUUGAAAACGCACUCUUAGGAGCAACAACGUAGCUACAACUUCAGGCGGACUUUUGAACAUUGUUAUCUAUAGCAUCCGGGAAGGUUACUGUUAAUUGAAGACACACCCACUACGUACAAACCUGGCAGGAAUAAUGACUUUAUUGCCCCGUGUCCUAGGUUUUCUAAAGCUAGAAAGUCCCUCGAUUUCUGCUAACGUUAGAUGUUUUGCUCAUCUACCUACCGCCGACGUACUAGCGAAAAUGAAUGACAGUACAAGUAAACGGCUGCGCGUUCUGGUGGACAUGGACGGAGUGCUUGCCGAUUUUGAAGGAGGAUUCUUGAAAAAAUACCGAGCCAAGUACCCCAACGAACCAUACAUUAACCUGGAGGACAGAAGAGGAUUCUGGGUCUCGACUCAGUACGGACAGCUACGUAGUGAUCUCUGCGCGAAGGCCAUCAGCAUUUGGGAGUCAAAGAACUUCUUUUUAGAGCUGGACCCCAUACCGGGAGGUGUGGAGGCCGUCAAGGAGAUGUCUAAAAUGGAAAAUACGGACGUCUUUAUUUGCACCAGUCCAAUAAAACAUUACAGCCACUGUCCGUAUGAGAAGUACGCCUGGAUAGAGAAGCACUUUGGCCAUGAGUUCCUGGAGCAGAUCAUUCUCACCAGAGACAAGACUGUGGUGUCUGGUGACAUACUGAUAGAUGACAAACCAGACAUCCUUGGGGUCGAGCCCAAGCCGAGCUGGGAGCACGUGCUCUUCCUGGCCUGCCACAACAAGCACCUGCUCCCAAGCGCCGGCCACCGGAGCCUGCUGUCCUGGCACCACGACUGGAGGGGCCUCCUGGAGAGCAAACGCCAAUGAGGACCCCCCCCCCCCCCCCCCCCCGCCCCUUUCCUGUCCCCCAUCGACCAAUCACAGGACGGACUCCCAGGCUGGAGCCCCGU
Molecule: messenger RNA, 1435 nt
Organism: Anguilla anguilla (European eel)
Lineage: Eukaryota; Metazoa; Chordata; Actinopteri; Anguilliformes; Anguillidae
Product: 5'(3')-deoxyribonucleotidase, mitochondrial-like
Exons: 5
Coding region: 642-1352 (236 amino acids)
Biological process (GO): pyrimidine deoxyribonucleotide catabolic process
Molecular function (GO): 5'-nucleotidase activity
Source: RefSeq, a predicted model, not a curated record